AUGAACCCUCAUUUGGCCGAAAUUGAACGGCUUUUAAUACCAAACUCGCAACAGUCAUCGUCACCCAGCGUCGAAUUCAUUCCACAACUAUAUUACGCCUUGCACCUGGUCAAAAAGGACCCCAACAGCAGUACCAAUUCGCUGGGGUCUGCCACGUCGUCUAUUCGCCACCGUUUGAAGCAGUGCAAGGCGCAUCUGGCGCAGAACGACGAGUGCCGCGAGCUUUUGAGCAAGACGCCGGCGGAGUGGGAGGCGACGCUCGAGCAGCGUCAAAAGGACCUGGAUGCUAAACGCGAGCUGUGUCGGCUACUGGGGCUUCAGAUCCAGCAGCUUUGA
Messenger RNA from Lachancea meyersii CBS 8951, 336 nucleotides. Lineage: Eukaryota; Fungi; Ascomycota; Saccharomycetes; Saccharomycetales; Saccharomycetaceae. The record is from the annotation of a GenBank genome assembly.